Messenger RNA from Manduca sexta (tobacco hornworm), 644 nucleotides. RefSeq lists its product as uncharacterized. The record is from RefSeq and is a predicted model, not a curated record. Lineage: Eukaryota; Metazoa; Arthropoda; Insecta; Lepidoptera; Sphingidae. The transcript has 6 exons. Bases 1 to 639 code for a protein of 212 amino acids.
AUGCACUAUCCGAGAGCGUCCGGCCGGCCCGGCCUGGCUCGGCUUCCCCUGGCCCGGCCCUGGCCCGGCAGCGCGUGCACGUGCAUGGGCAUCCUCUAUGUAAAUCGGCCAGCGUGCCGCGGCGCGCCGAAGGGCGAGAGCGGAGGUAACCGGUUCGGCGACGAGUACUGUUGUCUGAGCGCAGCGUGUGCCCGCAGGGAGCGCAGGGCGAGCCGGGCACCAAGGGCGAGCGCGGCGACCCCGGCCUGCCAGGCACCGACGGAAUCCCCGGACAGGAGGGGCCGAAAGGUGACAAAGGCUACAAGGGAGAACCCGGUCCCGUGGGCAAGCGAGGCCGCAAAGGCGACAAAGGCGACAAGGGCGAUCAAGGAGUGCCCGGACUCGACGCGCCAUGCCCGCUUGGCCCCGAUGGUCUGCCGCUGCCUGGCUGUGGCUGGAGACCCACAAAGGAGUCGGUGCCGCUGUUGCCGCCGCGCGAGGCCUGGGCCGGGGCUAGGUGCGGCCGACGCCGACCACUCCGAGGAGGAGGGUGAUGGAGACACCGCCGACGAGUACGAGGGCCGCGACGACGAGCUCGACGCGCCGCGCGACUACGACGACUACACGGACAACGCGCACCAUGCGCACCACCACGACUAACCCCA